Acanthosepion pharaonis is the source of this 2031-nucleotide messenger RNA. Lineage: Eukaryota; Metazoa; Mollusca; Cephalopoda; Sepiida; Sepiidae. The record is from the annotation of a GenBank genome assembly.
AUGUUUGCCGCCUCUUCUCAUUCUCUCGGCCACUCGCUCACGCUUCCCUCCUUCUCGUACCUCUAUACCUCUCGCUUUUCUCCCUUCUAUCUAUCUCGCUCUCACACCUGCACUCCUACCCCUCACUUGUCAAGCUUCAUAUUUAACACCUCCCCCACCCGACCAAUUUUGAUUUGUCGUUUUCUUUCCAUUCCGAGAUGGCUCAGUUUUUUUUUUCAUUUCCGCCUCUUUUAUAUUUUCCCUUUUCUUUAUUCGUUUUUCAUUCGUUAUUUUUUUUCAGUUUCUUCCUUCUUGCUUUUUCAUAUUCACAUAUUUUAUUUUCUAUUCCUUUUUAAAUUUUUCUUCUUCUUCUUCUUCUUCUUCUUCUUCUUCUUCUUCUUCUCUUUCAUUCUUUCUUCCACUUUCUUCUGUUUGACUAUCUGUCUUUUUUUCUCUUCUGUCCGACUUUCUUUCUUUUUUCUUUCUUUCUUUUGUCUUCCAUGCAUUCUUUCUUUCUUUCUUUUUUCUUUCUUUCUUUCUUUUUUUGUCUGCCUUCUUCUUUCUUUCUUUCUUUCUUUCUUUCUAUCUUUCUUUCUUUCUUUCUCCCAACACUUACUUAGAUUUUUUCUUUCUUUCUUUCUUUCUUUCUUUCUUUCUUUUUCUUUCUUUCUUUCUUUCUCCCAACACUUACUUAGUAUCUUUCUUACUUUCUUUCUUUCUUUCUUUCUUUCUUUCUCCCAACACUUACUUAGUAUCUUUCUUUCUUUCUUUCUUUCUUUCUUUCUUUCUUUCUUUCUUUCUUUCUCCCAACACUUACUUAGUAUCUUUCUUUCUUUCUUUCUUUCUUUCUUUCUUUCUUUCUUUCUUUCUUUCUCCCAACACUUACUUAGCUUCUUUCUUUCUUUCUUUCUUUCUUUCAACACUUUCUUUCUUUCUCCCAACACUUACUUAGUAUUUUUCUUUCUUUUUUUCUUUCUUUCUUUCUUUUUUUCUUUCUUUCUUUCUUUCUUCCUACACUUAUUUUUAGCUUCUUUCUUUCUUUCUUUCUUUCUUUCUCCCAACACUUACUUAGAUUUUUUUUCUUUCUUUUCUUUCUUUCUUUCUUUCUUUCUUUCUUUCUUUCUUUUUUCUUUCUCCCAACACUUACUUUUUCUUCUUUCUUUCUUUCUUUCUUUCUUUCAACAAUUUCUUUCAUUCUUUCUUUCUUUCUUUCAAGAAUUUCAAGAAUUUCUUUCUUUCUUUCUUUCUUUCUUUCUUUCUUUCUUUCUUUCUUUCUUUCUUUUUCCCAACACUUACUUAGCUUCUUUCUUUCUUUCUUUCUUUCUUUCUUUCUUUCAUUCUUUCUUUCUUUCUUUCAAGAAUUUCUUUCAUUCUUUCUUUCUUUCUUUCGUUCUUUCUUUCUUUCUUUCUUUCUUUCUUUCUUUCUUUCUUUCAACACUUUCUUUCUCCCAACACUUACUUAGCUUCUUUCUUUCUUUCUUUCUUUCAACAAUUUCUUUCAUUCUUUCUUUCUUUCUUUCAAGAAUUUCUUUCAUUCUUUCUUUCUUUCUUUCUUUCUUUCUUUCUCCCAACACUUACUUAGAUUUUUUCUUUCUUUCUUUCUUUCUUUCUUAUUUUCUUUCUUUCUUUCUUUCUCCCAACACUUACUUUGUAUCUUUCUUUCUUUCUUUCUUUCUUUCUUUCUUUCAAAAAUUUCUUUCAUUCUUUCUUUCUUUCUUUCAACAAUUUCUUUCAUUCUUUCUUUCUUUCUUUCUUUCUUUCUUUCUUUCUUUCUUUCUUUCUUUCUCCCAACACUUACUUAGCUUCUUUCUUUCUUUCUUUCUUUCUUUCAACAAUUUCUUUCAUUCUUUCUUUCUUUCUUUCAAGAAUUUCUUUCAUUCUUUCUUUCUUUCUUUCUUUCUUUCUUUCUUUCUUUCUCCCAACACUUACUUAGCUUCUUUCUUUCUUUCUUUCUUUCUUUCAACAAUUUCUUUCAUUCUUUCUUUCUUUCUUUCUUUCAACAAUUUCUUUCAUUCUUUCUUUCUUUCUUUCUUUCUCCCAACACUUACUUAG